AUGCCAAGCGCUUCUCUCCUGUCUUCAUUUCCCUCUUCUGCCGGCGCCGUUCGCUGCCUACUCUUCGCAUUCGCGGCUUCACCCGUACCUUUAUUUGUUUAUCCCCGUUUCUUUUUCUGGCUCGCUCUCUUCGCUCGCUUUUGUGGACAAAAGGCGGGCCCCGCGGGGAUAGAGCGCGCGCGGUAUGGCGUGGGAGGGGAGCGGGAGGCGGAGCUGGCGCAGCGCGUGGAGGAGCUCACGCGGGAGUUGGAGGCGGAGCGACAAGAGGCGGAGCGCGCGAGGCGGUUCCACGAAGAUGAGCUGACGAUGCUGUUGGCGUCGAAUAAAGACAAAGAAGCCGUCUGGACGAGAAAAGUACAGCCUCCUUCCUGCCCCAACCCCCCGCCUUCCUCCACGCCCGCACCGCUCCCGCUCUCCCUGGCGGAAGCCUUCGCGGAGGAGCAGCGCGUGGUGCGGGAGGAGGCGGACGCGCGCGUGCGCGCGCAGGAGGCGGAGGUGGAGAUGCUGCAGGCGCGCAUAGAGGACAUGGCGGAGCAGGCGGAGGAGGACGAGGAGGAAAUGGCGGCGCUCGAAGAGGACCUUGCGCGCGCCAUCAAGCGCGUCGAGGAGCUGGGGCUGCGCUCCGCCGCCAUGACAAUAGAGAUGGAGCAGGUGCAGGAGGAGUUGCGGCGGGAGCGCGAGCUGUUGCGCAGCACGGAGACGGUGGCGGAGGCGGAGUGGCUGAGGCGCGUGGCGGCGGAGCGCGCGAACGCCGCCCUGCAGCGCGACGUGGAGCGCGCGCAGCUCGACGCGGACGAGCUCUGGAGCGCGCUCGAGGCGUUCCGCGCGGAGGGCGCGGGCGUGGCGGAGCAGCUGCGUGAACAGAUGGAGGCUGCGGUGCGCGAGGCGGCGGAGCGCGAGCGCGCGCACCACGCGGCCAUGGCGCGGGUGGACGAGGAGGUGGAGCGGCUGGCGGAAGAGGCGGAGGCGGCGGCGGAACGCGAGGAGCUGGCGGCGCAGCUGAUCGACCGCCUGAAGGACCACAACGCGCUGCUUGCGCGCCAGCUCGCCGCCAUGGCCAAGCGCGCGGGCGCGGGCGCGGGGGGAGCCGCGCACGCAGUGGGGGAGAGCGGGACGGAGGCGGAGGAGGAUAACUUCGCGUUUGAGGCGAGCGGGAAGGCAGCGCGGGGGGGGCAAGGGGUGGAAGGGAGCGGGGAGGGGGAGAGGGAGGGGGAGAGUUUGGGGGAGAGUGGGGACGCGGAAAGUGUUAGCCAGUCAUAUGAGGAGGGGGAGGCGUCUCCCCUUCUCCAGGCGCAGACGCGCAGGCAGGGCGGGGGACUGAAUAAUUUUGAAACGGGCAGCAUGGCGGGCAGCAGUGUAACGGGUAGUAGCGUCCUGGGCAGCACUAUAGGCGGGCAGCGGACAGGUUGGCAGGGCCCUGGGGAAGGCGCGGGGAAAAUGGGCGCAGAUUACCGGGUAGCAGGGGGGAACGAGCGCAUGGGUGGCGCGUAUGGGCUGGCAGGGGGGGGGAUUGAGGGGGAGAGCCCUAGCGGGUUAGCAGGCACGUCCCCCACACUCACGUUCACUCCCCCCCCGCAGCACUCCCCCCUGCACCACCAGUACACAUACCAGCAACAACCGUCGCGCAUGGCAGGGGGAAACGAGGAAGACGAGGAGGAUGAGGAGGACGAGCUGGGGGAGGAGGGCGCGGAGGAAGAGGAAGAGGAGGGGUUGGCGACCGACUCGGAGUUUUCCUUCUCAGUGCCCGUCCCUCGCAGCGGCGCGUGGCGGGCGGCUAAGGAAAUCGCUUCCCUCUACUACACAGCGGGAGGUGCAGGAGACGAGGAUCUGGAGAGAGAAGAGGAGGAGGCGGAGUUCGCUUUGUUGCAGGAGGAGAAUGAGCGGUUGGCAGAGGAGGUAGCGCGGCUGCAGGAGCAGGUGGGGAAGUCGCGGAAGCUCGUGGGGAAUUACGAGAAGAUGCGGAGACGGAUCAUGCAGCUGAGAGUCACUAGUGAAGCCGUUGGGAGUAGAACGCAGGGUGGUGUGGGGAGAGGCGAGGAGGAGGGGCAGAGUGACGAGGAGGAGUUGAAGGAGGAAGGCGACGAGAUUGCAGAGAUGGCGGGGAGGAAGCAGCGGGGGAGCACGAAGCGGAGAGGGAGAGGGGAGAGAGGGGAUAGAGGCGAGUCGUGUGCAUCCUCCACCACCGAUCGCUCCGACAGCCAUCUGCUUCUCUCAGGCGCCACUCCUAUAGCUAGCAGCGGAGCCCUGCAGGCGAAUCGGGCAGCAGUCGGACUCAAAGAACUCCAGGCGAACCGGGACGCGCUGCGAAUCGCCAUGCGGGUGGUGAGAGAGCGAGCAGCUCUGGCUGCAGAGGCGCAGCAGAGGGCAGCGGGGAGCCAGGGGCGGAGAGGGAAGGCGGGGAGGAAGGCGGAGGCGGGGGCUGUGGGGGAGAUGCUUGCAGAGGUAGAGGAGGAGGUGGUUGAGGGGCAGAGUCUGGUGGAGCGGGCUGAGAGGAUUGUUGCGAGAAUGGCUGCGUUGGAGAGUAAGGGGGCGGGGGUGGGGAAGAAGAUGGAGGGGAAGAGGAAGAGACUGGCUGAGCUGGAGGCGAGGCUGGGGUUGGCUCCUAGAAGAGUCGCGGAUCUGCUUUGCGCAAUCCAAGCGCCUGCGACCGCCUUCUCUUCCGCCAGUCAGCGCAUCGACUCCGCUCCGCCGCAGCAUCUGCCGGCUGACCCCGCUAGCGCCACCCCAGCGGAGGGAUCGGACGGCGCACGCAGCGCUCCGCCUGCCGCGUGCGAAAGCGGCGACGAGGAGGACGACCCGAUUUUAGCGCGGCGCGAGGCGGAUCGCGCGCCGGACAGGGCGCGGAACGCACCCGACGGGGAGCCGAUACGAUCAGACGCAGAUGGCGGCGGGGAAGCGGCGAACGCUGUGGAUGGCGGGCGUAAGCAGCGUCCUCCGCCCGAGUCUGUGGGGGAAUAUGGAGGGCCGAGCGGUCCCGAGCCGACGAGAUACGGGGACUGGGAGAAGGGUGGCAGAUGCAUCGACUUCUAG
Molecule: messenger RNA, 3030 nt
Organism: Closterium sp. Naga37s-1
Lineage: Eukaryota; Viridiplantae; Streptophyta; Zygnematophyceae; Desmidiales; Closteriaceae
Source: the annotation of a GenBank genome assembly